AUGGAUGAGAUCGCACCUGAAUAUGAUGUGGUGGUGCUCGGCACUGGCCUGACCGAGUGUGUGUUGUCUGGAGUCCUGAGUGUGAAGGGUAACAAGGUCCUGCACAUUGAUCGUAAUGACCACUACGGAGGCGAGGCGGCCUCGGUCAACAUCGAAACUCUCUUCAAGAAGUACGGCAAUGUCCCCGCGGGCGAGGAACCCUGGAAGAAAUAUGGAAGAGUGAACGACUGGAACAUCGAUCUGGUUCCCAAGCUGUUGAUGGCAAACGGUGAACUCACAAACAUCUUGGUCUCGACCGAUGUCACAAGAUAUCUCGAAUUCAAGCAGAUUGCAGGCAGCUAUGUCCAACAGGGCAAGGGUUCCAAGGCGACCGUGGCCAAGGUGCCUUCCGAUGCCGGUGAAGCUCUGCGAUCGUCUCUGAUGGGCUUGUUCGAGAAGCGUCGGGCCAAGAAGUUCCUGGAAUGGGUUGGCGAGUUCAAUCUGGAGAAUCCGGCGACUCAUCAAGGCAUGUUCCGUCUCAGCAUCUCCAGCUGCACCAUGAAGGAGGUGUACGACAAGUUCGGACUUGAGGACAACACGCGUGAUUUCGUUGGACACUCCAUGGCUCUCUGGCCCUCGGACGAGUAUGUCAACAAGCCCGGCGCCGCCGUGGAGACCAUCGACCGUAUUCGUCUCUAUGUCAACUCCAUGGCCCGCUACGGCAAGUCGCCGUACAUCUAUCCUCUGUACGGCCUGGGUGAGCUGCCCCAGGGCUUUGCUCGUCUGUCGGCGAUCUACGGUGGCACUUACAUGCUGAACACCGACGUCGACGAGGUUCUGUAUGAUGAGGCUGGCAAGGUCUCCGGUAUCAAGGCCACGAUGAAGGAUCGCGAUGAUCAGGCUGCGGCCAUGAAGUUUGAGACCAAGACCAAGAAGAUCAUCGCCGAUCCUUCCUACUUCCCUAACAAGGUCAAGGUGUCUGGAUAUCUGCUCAAGGCGAUCUGUAUUCUGAAGCACCCCGUCGACAAGACCGACGGCAGCGACUCCUUGCAGUUGAUUAUUCCUCAAUCUCAGAUCGGCCGCAAGCACGACAUCUACAUCGCCGUCGUCUCGUCUGCCCACAACGUCUGCCCCAAGGGGUAUUAUAUCGCCAUUGUCUCCACCAUUGCUGAGAACGACGCCAACCACCAUCUCGAGCUUGAGCCUGGAUUUGAGCGUCUCGGCGCCAUUGAGGAGAAGUUCAUGGGACCACCCAUUCCGAUCUACGAACCUCUGGAGAGCGGCGAGAAGGAUAACAUUUUCAUUUCCAAGAGCUACGACUCAACAUCCCACUUUGAGACUACCACCAAUGAUAUCCGGGAUCUGUACCGUCGUGCCGCGGGUGAGGAGCUCAAGGUGGAAGGUCUUCGUGAGGGGCAACAGCUUGCCCAGGAGUAA
This is a messenger RNA of Penicillium oxalicum, 1416 nucleotides long. RefSeq names its product secretory pathway gdp dissociation inhibitor. The record is from RefSeq and is a predicted model, not a curated record. The transcript is spliced from 8 exons. The coding region runs from base 1 to 1416 and encodes 471 amino acids. Gene Ontology annotation, biological process: vesicle-mediated transport; small GTPase-mediated signal transduction; protein transport. Gene Ontology annotation, molecular function: Rab GDP-dissociation inhibitor activity. Gene Ontology annotation, cellular component: cytoplasm. Lineage: Eukaryota; Fungi; Ascomycota; Eurotiomycetes; Eurotiales; Aspergillaceae.